CCCCUUCUUUCUCCCUCUCUCACGAGAAAAACUCUUUGCAGCAACAAUAGCAGAUGCUAAAAUCAUAACAUCACAUGUUUUUUUUUGUUUUUUAAAUAAAUACCAUAAGGUGUCCCCACACUUGAAGGGUGAGAUUAAUCCCCGUUAGGGAUUCAGUUUGUCCCUGGUUACAAAAUGCUCCCAACUGGUUUCGAACCCCUGACAGUAGGCAAGGAGACUUGAGCUUUUGCUUAUAAAUACCAAGUCCCUUCUCAGCGGAUAAAAACAAGCUCUAAAGUAUUCAAACCCCAUCUAGAAUUUAGGCAUAAGGAAUUAGUUUUGAGAAGAAGAUCUUGGCAACAAACUGGUUCACUUAUCUUGGCAGGAUCAAUGGCUUAUAUUCAAGGUCCAAAAGUGGUGCUUUUCUUACAUGGGUUUCCGGAAAUAUGGUACACAUGGAGGCAUCAAAUGGUUGCUGUGGCAAACAAAGGCCACCGUGCCAUAGCCAUUGAUUUCAGGGGCUAUGGACUUUCUGAGCAGCCAGCGGAACCAGAAAAGGCAACCUUCAAAGACCUCAUUGACGAUGUUGUUGCCCUUUUGGAUUCUUUGAGCAUUGACAAGGCUGUCCUUGUCGGGAAGGAUUUUGGAGCUUUUCCUGCAUACGUAAUACCUGCUCUCCACCCGCAGCGGGUAUCGGGCAUGAUAACAGUAGGUGUUCCUUUCAUGCAACCAGAUGCCUCUCCUGUCCAAUUUCAUCUCCUCCCAAAAGGAUUCUACAUGUCAAGGUUGAAGGAGCCAGGGCGAGCAGAAGCAGAUUUUGGCCGCUUUGAUGUGAAGACGGUGAUACGGAACAUCUACAUUCUCUUCUCCGGAAGUGAGCUCCAAGUGGCUGCUGAUGAUCAAGAAAUCAUGGACUUGGUUGACACUGCAACUCCUCUACCACCAUGGUUCUCUGAGGAAGAUCUUGCCGCCUAUGCAUCUUUAUAUGAGAAAUCCGGACUCCAUUUUCCAUUGCAAAUUCCAUACAGAUCCAGACGUUCAUCCGAGGAUUACCAUUUAACUGAUCCAAAAAUCUCAGCUCCAUCGCUGCUUAUCAUGGGUGAGAAGGACUACUUCUUAAAGUUUCCAGGGGUCGAGGACUACUUGAGCACUGGGGCAGUGAAGCAUUUUGUGCCUGAUUUGGACAUUAAUUUCAUUGCAGAAGGGACUCACUUUGUGCAGGAACAAUUUCCGGAGCAAGUUAAUCAGCUAAUCACCAGCUUCCUGGACAAACAUGGUAUCUAAUGUAGAUGCUCAAUGUGCCUAAGAACAAUAUUUUCUAGGGCAGCAAAUAAUGCGACAUAUGCUGAAAGGGCUACGCCUUACAAGACAUAUAGGGGAAUAAAUAAACUCCUGCCGCCGUUCUUCUAUAUUGUUAUCUCCACCUGAUUUGCUUCUUGUUUGUAACCGUGGAUUGCCUGCCUGUAUUCGGUGCAUUGCUUAUGGUUCGACAUAUACAAUCCGGAUAAGGAUUAUCUAUGUAACAUACGAUCGACAUUGCUUAAGGUCUCAUUUUCUCUCCCGUGA
This is a messenger RNA of Prunus persica (peach), 1545 nucleotides long. RefSeq names its product bifunctional epoxide hydrolase 2. Gene Ontology annotation, molecular function: hydrolase activity. Bases 370 to 1263 code for a protein of 297 amino acids. NCBI's taxonomy places the organism in Eukaryota, Viridiplantae, Streptophyta, Magnoliopsida, Rosales, Rosaceae. The transcript has 5 exons. The record is from RefSeq and is a predicted model, not a curated record.